This is a messenger RNA of Neodiprion fabricii, 4684 nucleotides long. Its product is annotated as phospholipase B1, membrane-associated-like. Gene Ontology annotation, molecular function: glycerophospholipase activity. NCBI's taxonomy places the organism in Eukaryota, Metazoa, Arthropoda, Insecta, Hymenoptera, Diprionidae. The coding region runs from base 3051 to 4100 and encodes 349 amino acids. The record is from RefSeq and is a predicted model, not a curated record. The transcript is spliced from 8 exons. Gene Ontology annotation, biological process: phospholipid metabolic process.
UAAAAAAAUAAAUAAAAAAAACAACUCGGCCGCGACGCUGUAUCCGUUUUGACAACGUGAGUCGUUUCACGAAGUAGAAUAAAGAUUUUUAAGAAAAUUACAUAGCGUAACACUUCGCGCUGUAACGCGGCUUUAGGGAAAAAGUUCUUUACUUCCAAAGUUUAAUCUCGAUUCUCAGAAUUGAUUCGAAUUUCGAUACAUUCAGGCUCUAUAUUCCGGGUUAACUUCGCGAUGCUUCCAUAAGAACUGCGCACACACCUAAACCUACCAAUUCUUAUGAAUAAUUCUCUUGCAGAUUCCGAAGUUUGCAUAAUCAUCGGGUGCCGCGUGCUUAAGUGACUGCACACGCGCAUGUACUCGUGUGUAACAGGCAUUGACUGUUGGUUAUUCGCUUUAAUCGCAAAGCACCCGGUUCUAUCCCCGGACAGUUCCAUUGGCCCGUAGGGUUCGAACUUAGACCCCAGCGAAAGUAAUAUCCAGGAAACGUAGGUUGUGCGACACGAUGCAGGCACGCUUGUGUUUGCGUUCGCAUGUGUGCGUGCGAAUUUGCAAUUGAGGAAGCUACUUCCCAUAUAUUCGCCCCUUUAAUUUACGUAUACUAUUUUUCUCCGUCCUUAUCUACGAUCCCGCUCUAUCUAUCUCUUUCUCUCUCGCUCUCCGAAGAAGCAUUCCUCCAAAUCAUUUACUCAAUCUACACACGCAAACACACACGCGCAUCUCGCUAGCUGGUUCCGCACGUCUAAUUAUCAUUAUAUCUUGUUGCGUUGUUGUAAAUUAUUGGCUGAUUAGUUAGUUAAAUUAGAUUGAAAUUACGGUACUAUCGCUGCCGGCUUUACGGACUGAGUGAAUCUUAAUACCAAUGGAUGUUUUAAUGUAACGUUGAUGGAUAAAUUUCGGACUGUCGUCAGCUCAGGAUGUUGAAAUCGGUGAACGCGUGAAAUUUUAACUUUUCUUAUCGUAAGUUCAUACCCACGCAACAUCUUGACCCGUGUUGCGUACGAGAUGGAAAUAAUUUUUCAUUCUUCAGUGUAGGGAAUUAAUUAAUGUUUCGGAAGUCUCUCAACGCGAAUCUAUUUGAAAAAAUUUAUAUUUAUCUUUGCAUUGCCGUCGGGUUAUCUGAACUUGGAGUGAUCCUUCGAUAAGAUAAACUAAUUGGUAUAAAAAUAAAUACACUGCCAAUUUGUGGCGUUCGGAAUUUGCGGUCGAAAAAUUUUAGCCGAAAUCGUUUCUGAAUUAUCUCAUGUCCGAUGCUUGAAUGAGAGAUAAAUCACUGUAAGGACCUUUCGUUUCGGGUGAAAAUUCAUACGGUCGAAGAAUCUGAGGCGAAGGGAAUGCGAAUCGAUUUGACCGAGCGAUUGAAAUUAACGCUAUAAUAGUUUUGAAACAUUUUGAUUAUCGGCAGUUUCUCAGCUUUACGAUGCUAGUGGUAUUAUUGAGGUCAAUCCUCUAACUCGAAACCGAUGAAUAUUAGCGGUUACUCAAUAACGCAGAGAGAAAAGGAUCCAACGUUAGCAGUUGUCGUAGAUGUACGAGUGAAGUUUAACUUUUAACAUUUUUCGACGCGUUUCUACCCCAGAAGUCACGCAAAUGCAAAUAAUUCGAUUGGGGUCAAUUUCGUAACGUCUCUUCGGGUAAAAGUUGUUAGCGGUAACCGCGAAUAAAUAUCUAAUCCUGGAUAUUUCUGCAAAAAUAUAAUGAAUCCCGUUACGUGACGAACAUGUGCACGAAUUUAGAAAGCACGAGAUAAUAUUCAGGUUAAUUUAGGUGUACAGACUUAAUUCGGACGUUUCGUUAAAAAUGCAGAUUUUCGUCUCACACGCGUUUCCUCGUCAUAAAUAUUAUAAGUAAUACACGUAACGCCUACCUUUUCAAAGUUGCAUAACUUUUGGAUCGACCUUGACGUAAUCGGUUCACAUUUCAAGCGAAACUAAAUCAGAUUACAUUUCCUACACUGUAUUGUUUUACUCAUUGGUUUCACCGGUUACCAAAUAACAAUGAACAAAUUAUGUCAUCUUCCAUGAUUCUUUUGCUCUAUUAUAGGUAUAUAUUGUGCUAGAAUUGCAGACUAAAAUUUCAAUACUAAAAAAGUAUUUUAUACGAACAAAAAAUUUAACCCCAGUUGUAACAAUUCUUUGGGUGAAAUACCUGACGUGGAAGAAAUUGGCUGGUUUCCACGCAGUGUUCGAAUAUCGCGGUGUGUGGUAACAGAUUAAUCAUAGCAGAUCUUCCGUCGAGUGGUGGUGAAGGUUCUAGUGGUACGUGAUUGUGAAUAUAUUUUCCCGUUUAUAUACGAAACUUAAACGGACGCGAAGAGCUGGCGGAUAUAAAAAAGUACGGGAUAAGUUGUGCAAUGAAACUCCUGACUCUUCCACAAAAUUGUUCGAAACGAAUCACGUGUACUUUCUAGUUGAAAUUAAUUUUGGUCCGAUGGCCAUAACCCGGGACUGGUUUAGAGUCAUGGAAAUUUAACGACACGGACUUGCCUCCGUGUGAAACAAAAGAAAGGAAAAAAGUUAAGAAAAGGAAACAAUUCAAUACAGACCAGAUAAAACGGUUUAUAGCUGAAACCGAAAUCGACUCGUCAAAGUUUUGGAAUACCAGUGCGACGCUGAAAAUAAAUCAUUCAGGCUGCGGAGGUGUACGAAAGUAAAUAACAAUAAAUAACAGCAACAAUAAUGAUAAUAACCACAAACUAAUGGCGUAUAUUUGUCGGUAAAAUGUUGAGUGAUCGAGUGUCAAUGCCGCACGGACAAUUGACGAUCCACCCUUAAGUGCUAAUGGUAAUAAAUAAACCAAUGCCAAAUAAACUGCUUGAAAGAAAAGACGCGAUUGCAAUUUGAAUAUUAAAUUCAAAGAAAAAUGAGAUUUCAAGGUGUCGACUUAGUGGUUGCAGUGCUGCUAAUAUUGCCGGCAAUAAAUGCGGCAACUUUUCGAGAUAUGAUACUACAGUUAUUUAAAACAGUAAGGGACAGUGAGAUUAGUAUAGUUUAUCCAGACAUCAGCGACGGAGUGAGGAGGCAACCGAGGUUCGCCAAGCAAAUACCAUUUCCAUGCGACGUCAGAGGAGAUCAGCCUCGAGACCUGACAGCGUUCAUCGUCUGCGGCCUGGUGACAUUGACGUGGUCGGCGCCCUGGGCGACUCUCUGGUGGCGGCGAAUGGUGCCAUGGAGGAAUAUGCACUUGGGACCUUCAUCGAGGCGAGAGGGGUCAGCUGGUGCGCAGGGGGUCAGGGUGACUGGAGGCAGUUCCUAACGUUGCCGAACAUAAUGAAGGAGUUUAAUCCAAAUUUGACUGGCUACUCAACGGGGAACGGAGAAUUUAUAUCGAAGCAAGCCAAGCUCAACGUAGCAUUUCCCGUCGCAGCUACGGAGGACGCUCUUCAUCAGGCCAGAAUCCUUGUACGGAGGAUCAAAAAUGACCCUACCAUCGACAUGAAGAGAGACUGGAAGCUCGUCACAAUUUUCUUUGGUGCCAACGACAUAUGUUCCGCCCAGUGUUACAAGCCGGAGCAAUUCUCGCCCUCCCGACAUGCUCUGCAUUUGCGCCGCACGUUGGACUACCUGAGGGCCACCUUGCCGCGGACUCUUGUCAACGUCGUUCCGGUAUUAGAUGUCACCGUGUCCAUAAGAGUCCCAACAAGUACAAUGUGCAACCUAUUGCACCCGCUGUACUGCGCCUGCAUGCACGAAGGAAACGAACCGGACAUUACCGGGUCUGUCAUGUCCCGGCAGUAUCAGCAGGCGGCGGAAUCUUUGGUGCUAUCUGGAAGAUACGACACGACGCAGGAUUUUACAGUCGUGUAUCAGCCAUUCACGGAACUGUUCAACGCGCCAAACUCGAAUCCUAGGAAUUCGGAGGUCCUCGAUCAGACUCUAGUCACUUACGACUGUUUUCAUUUCAGUCAAAAGGGCCACGCCCUCGGAGGAAAUCUACUGUGGAACAACUUACUGGAACCUGUCGGCAAUAAAACUGAUAAUGGAAAGCCGAGAAUCAUGGAGAGGCUGGUGUGCCCAUCGGCGAGGACUCCGUACAUAUUUACGAACGUUAAUUCGAGAUAUUAUUACGAGACUGGAAACCAAGAAGGAAUCUCACCAAGAUAGCGCGUCAAAAAAUAGCACAAUUAGUCAAUUAAUUCACUUGCUGAGAACCUCAGUUCUUUCUCUGAUGAUCGAUUUAUCCAGAGUUUUGUAUUAUUGUAAAUAUUUUUCUACAAACUAAACCGUGUACAGUUGUCAAACGCUCCUCGCGGAGGUUUAAUAUUUAAGCCUUUGAAUGCGUUAGAUUAGUUUGAGUUACGAUUUCAUAGAGAACUAUUUCAAUUUUCUUCAACGCAGAAAUUAUCUUGGCAGCGAUAUGAUUUUAUAUUAAAAAUCAUGAGGUCAAAUUAAGUUAUAUAAAUGUAUUUACCGUUCAUUCUACGGGGAUGAAUAUUAUUUACUUACGUUUCCACGUAUAACUCAUAGUAAUUGAUGUUGAAUGAACAUUGAAAUACCAAUUGCUCAAGUUAUCAAAUCUUUUGAUGUUAUAUCGUAUUUUUUGCAAUCACUUCAACGUGCAUAUACGUGACAACAUGAAGGUCCUCUUCGAGAAACAUCGCAAAAAUUUGUAAAUAUGUGAGGUGUCCAAGAACCUACGAAUUGACAAAUGAUUUUAGAGAAACGUAAAAAUAAACGGCCUUUCAGAA